AUGCAGGAAGGUGUUGUAUUGACCACAGCAAUGCCCUCUUCAUCUUCAUCGUCAUCAUCAUCUUGGAGCCACCAUUGCAACAAUCUCUGUAACUGCAAACACGCUCCUUCCGCCACCUUAGACCUUCUUAUCCUCCUCCUUGUUCUCUUCUCCGGUGCUUUCCUUCUCUCCUCUUAUUUCUCCUACAUCUUCAACUCCCUCUCUCUCCUCCUCCCUUCCGUCUCUCUCCCCAUACCCUACCUCCUCGCAUUCGUUAUUUUCUUUAUCGCUUCGGUGAUCACCGUUGAGUUGUGUUGUGGCGCCCGAUCUCGGAAGUGUGAGAGGAUCGGGUGUAGGGGACUGAAGAAAGCGACGGAGUUUGAUUUGCAGAUAGAGAGAUUUGGUUCGGGGACAGGUUCGGGGUUAGGGUUGGGUGAAUAUGAUAAACUUCCUUGGAAAGGUGGGAGUGAAGGGAAUCCUGAUUAUGAGUGUCUUAGGUCUGAGUUGAGGAAAAUGGCUCCGAUUAAUGGUCGUGCGCUUUUGCUUUUUAGGGCUCCUUGUGGCUGUCCUAUUGCAAAGCUCGAAGCUUCUGGUCCUAAGAAAGGAAAGCGUCAUAAGAGGUCUCAAUCCAGUGCGACUCUUAAUGGAGGAGGAAAUCACCGUUGA
This is a messenger RNA of Lathyrus sativus (Indian pea), 645 nucleotides long. The record is from the annotation of a GenBank genome assembly. NCBI's taxonomy places the organism in Eukaryota, Viridiplantae, Streptophyta, Magnoliopsida, Fabales, Fabaceae.